Zonotrichia leucophrys gambelii is the source of this 991-nucleotide messenger RNA. Its product is annotated as proline-rich protein HaeIII subfamily 1-like. NCBI's taxonomy places the organism in Eukaryota, Metazoa, Chordata, Aves, Passeriformes, Passerellidae. The annotation marks the transcript as partial. The record is from RefSeq and is a predicted model, not a curated record. The transcript is spliced from 7 exons.
GAAAUGGGAUUUUGGGAAGGGAACGGAUCGACCGCGAGCGGCUGCAGCGGCACCGCGACCACCGCGGGGCCUGGAGGAGGGAGUGGGACGCCCAGAAACCCGAGCACUUGUUCUCGGAGGUCCCGGAGGACCCGGAUGUGGGAGGGGCCCCGCCAGGCCCCGCCCCUCCCCCCCCCACCCUGGCCGAGUUCCUGCCCCUCCCCCACCGCGCGCGCAGGAGGCGGGGCCGCCAGAGGGGGGAGGGGCGGCCCUACAGUUUCCACGACGAUCGCUGGGAGCCGCAGCCAGAGCCGAACCCGGAGCCUGAGAGCCCCCAGGUCCCAGAGAAGGUUCCGGAAGGCACCAUUGCCGUCCCGGGGGGGGUCCCGGGGGGCUCCCAGGAGGACUCGGAUCAGUGGGAGGAUCUGAGCGGGGGGGACGAGGACGAGGAGGAGGAGGAGGAGGAGGAGGAGGAAGGGCAGGAGGGCCCCGAGCACAAACCAGUUCAGACCAGUGAGAACCAGCGCGAACCAGUCCAGACCAGUGAGCCCCCCGGGCCGCCCCCCCCCGCCCCUCCCCCAGCCCAGGGCGGGGUCCCGGAGCCGCCCCUCCCCCCCCCGAGCCCCUGCCGGAGCCCCCCGGAGACCCCGGAGCCAAACGGGACCCCCCCCGACGGGCCGGGGGUGGAGAUCUCGGAUUUCCAGAGGGUUCGUUUCCGAGAACCCAGCGACCCCCCCAGGUGUGACGGGGGGGGGACCCCAAAUCCCACCUGAGCCCCCCCAGGUGUGACCGGGACCCCAAAAAAUCCCAAAUUUCAUCGGGGGGGACCCCAAAAACCCCAAAAUUUCACCCGGAAGGGGACCCCAAAAAUCCCAAAUUUCACCUGGGAGGGGACCCCAAAAAUCCCAAAUUUCACAUGGGGAGGGGGGGGGUCCCCAAAUUUCCCCCCGAAGGGAUUUUGGGGUCCCCCCUCCCCAAAUUUUGUCUUUGUUGAAUAAAAGUUCCAAAAAUC